Morus notabilis is the source of this 2796-nucleotide messenger RNA. Its product is annotated as G-type lectin S-receptor-like serine/threonine-protein kinase At1g11410. Gene Ontology annotation, biological process: protein phosphorylation; recognition of pollen. NCBI's taxonomy places the organism in Eukaryota, Viridiplantae, Streptophyta, Magnoliopsida, Rosales, Moraceae. Gene Ontology annotation, molecular function: ATP binding; protein serine/threonine kinase activity. Bases 102 to 2603 code for a protein of 833 amino acids. The transcript has 7 exons. The record is from RefSeq and is a predicted model, not a curated record.
UCUGCCCUGAUCACAUAAUUCAUCAACCUCUGAUUUCUAUACUCUUUAUCAACCUCACCACAAGUCAUAAAACUCUUUAUUUUGAACAUUGAUUGAUUACAAUGAAUUCUCAUGCAGCGUUUCUGAAUACGUUGAUAAUUCUUUUGAUUCUACCAUGUUGGUCUUCUCUCGACACCAUUACUCCAGACCACCCCAUCAAAGACGGCGAUGUUUUGAUCUCCGGCCGACAAUCGUAUGCGCUCGGCUUUUUCAGCCCCGGAAACUCUCACUACCGCUAUGUCGGGAUUUGGUACUACAGGGUUCCUGAGAAAACUGUCGUUUGGGUCGCGAAUAGAGACAAUCCCAUCAAUGAUACCUCUGGAAUUUUGACCAUCAAUAGUCGGGGAGGUCUUGUCAUCUACGGCGAAAACCGAAACUCUCCUAUUUGGUCAGCAAAUGUUUCGGUAUCUUCGGCAAACAGCUCCGUCGCUAAGCUUUUGGACGUCGGAAAUUUGGUUUUGUAUGGUAAUAGUAGAAGCCAGAGUGUACUAUGGCAAAGCUUUGAUCACCCGACACAUACCAUGCUUCCUUUUAUGAAACUCGGGCUGAACCGGAAGUCCGGUUUAGACCGGUUCCUAACAUCCUGGAGGUCACUGGAUGACCCGGGAACUGGGAACUCUUCGUUACGGGUUGACCCGAGUGGGCAUCCGCAAGUGGUAUUGUACAAAAAUGGGGCUCCAAGUUGGCGGGGUGGGCCUUGGACCGGAUCUGGAUUGAGUGGGGUGCCCGAGAUGAGAUCUAAUUUCAUCUUCAACGUCAGUUUUGUAGACAAUCAAGAUGAACUCUUCAUCACGUAUGGUAUUCACAACGAUUCGAUUUUCUCUAGGAUGGUGAUAGAUGAAUCAGGAGUCGUUCAUAGAUCCACGUGGCACGAUCAAGGCCAACACUGGGUGGAGUUCUGGUCCGCGCCUAGAGACUUGUGUGAUGAUUACAAGCAGUGUGGUGCAAAUGGCAAUUGCGACCCGUCCACCACAAAUAAGUUCGAAUGCACGUGCCUACCCGGAUUCGAACCCAAGUCGCCCCGAGAUUGGUUCUUGAGAGACGGGUCGGGUGGGUGCUUGAGGAAGAAAGGGGUUAGCACGUGUGGGAGCGGAGAAGGGUUCGUAAAAUUGACACACAUGAAGGUCCCCGACACUUCGAAGGCACGUGUGCAGAUGAAUUUGAGUUUGGAAGGUUGCAGACAAGAGUGCCUAAGGAAUUGUUCCUGCACGGCUUACACGAGUGCCGAUGAGAGAGGGGCAGGGAUCGGGUGUUUGAUGUGGUACGGUGAUCUGGUGGACGGGAGGACUUAUUCCGCCGCAGGACAAGAACUUCACGUGCGAGUUGACAAUAUUACGCUAGCUGAAUAUUCAAAAAAGUCCCGUUCUUUGAGCAAGGUGGGGAAGGUGGCAAUUUCAUUGGCUUGCAUUGUAGUGUUAUUUCUCGUGAUUGUUGUGCAUUGUUGGGCAAAGAAGAAGAGAAAAGCGAAAGCAGAACAAAGCAAACAUCUUUCUAGUCUUACCACAAGUCCAACCUUCUCUCAAGUUUCCCUGAAAAACGAGUUUGAUGAAAGUAGAAGAGGUUCGGAGUUGCUGUUCUUCGAUCUAAAUACCAUAGCUGCAGCCACUGACAAUUUCGCUAUUCAUAACAAGCUUGGAGAAGGCGGUUUUGGCUCUGUUUAUAAGGGUAUGAUCUAUGGUAGAAAGGAGAUAGCAAUAAAAAGACUGUCGAAGCAUUCGGGGCAAGGAACUGAAGAGUUCAAGAACGAAAUUAUGCUGAUCGCAAAACUCCAACACAGGAACCUUGUGAGGCUUUUGGGUUGCUGCGUUCAAGGAGAAGAGAAGAUGUUAAUAUAUGAAUACUUGCCAAACAAAAGCUUGGACGCAUUUAUUUUUGAUGAAGAGAAAAGGAAAUUGUUAGAUUGGAGAAAACGCUUUGACAUAAUCUGCGGGAUUGCUCGAGGGAUGUUGUAUCUUCAUCAAGAUUCGAGAUUAAGAAUCAUUCAUAGGGACUUAAAAGCUAGCAAUGUUCUCCUUGAUGAAGUUAUGAACCCUAAAAUUGCAGAUUUUGGCAUGGCUAGAAUAUUCGGAGGGAACCAACUUGAAGCAAAUACAAAUCGGGUGGUUGGAACAUAUGGUUAUAUGUCGCCAGAGUACGCUAUGCAAGGGCGGUUUUCGAUCAAGUCAGAUGUAUAUAGCUUUGGAGUUUUGCUACUAGAGAUCAUUACGGGCAAGAAAAACACUAGUUAUUACCAUGAGAAUCCCGAGACAAAUUUGGUUGGACAUGUGUGGGACUUAUGGAGAGAUGGUAAAGCCUUGGAAUUAAUGGAUUCAUCUUUGGAUGAAUCAUAUGGUGGCGAAGCUUUGAGAUGCAUCAUUAUUGGGCUUCUGUGCGUGCAAGAGUUCGCAGCCGAUCGACCAACCAUGUCGGCAGUUGUUUCCAUGUUGGGUAAUGAUUCAGCUCUUCCUUCCCCAAAACAGCCUGCAUUUGUAUAUAAAAAAAGCUAUACAAGCGGAGAUCCAUCAACUAGUGAAGGAGCCAAUUCUAUAUAUGAUGUGACAUGUACUGUGGUAGAACCUCGUUGAAGGACUAAGCUCUUAAUAAAUAAAUACAUAUAUAUAUAUAUGUGUGUGUGUGUGUGUGUGUGUGUAUGUAUAUGUAUGUAUGUAUGUAUGUAUAUGAGGUUAAUGAUGUCAACUUGAUGCAUAGGCUCAUGAUGUAAGUAUUAGUUACUGAUAUGCGCUUGAAAGGUUUAUACGUGUAUAUCGGUUCUUUUAU